AUGUGCGAGUUCGAGGAGUUCUACUUCACCUGCGGCCACUCGGUAUGCCGCCUCAAGUCCUACUGCCACUCCGCCCGGAACCAGGUCGACCACCUCUGCAACCAGCCGCAGAUCCUCCGGGAGCGCUGGCACCAGGGCCGCGAUUGCGACCCCUGCGUCGAGAGAGCCCGCCAGGCGUGGGCGGCAUACUACCAGAGCUUGGAGGAGGCGGGCCAGGGCCAGGGUCAGAAUCAGGGCCAAGGUCAGGGGCAAGAUCAAGGCCAAGGUCAGGGCCAGGGCCAGGGCCAGGAUCGUCCGUUGACGGAUGAUCUGAUCCUCGCGGCGGGCGGGCGAGGUAUCGAGACUCUCGCUUUGGGUCAAUAUGGCGUCAAGAACUGGGCGUAG
Molecule: messenger RNA, 384 nt
Organism: Chaetomium fimeti
Lineage: Eukaryota; Fungi; Ascomycota; Sordariomycetes; Sordariales; Chaetomiaceae
Exons: 2
Coding region: 1-384 (127 amino acids)
Source: RefSeq, a predicted model, not a curated record